UCUAUUCCGGCUCAGUUCAUAAAAAGGAUGCAGAGAAAGCUGCUUGCAAGAUAAGUCCACAUCAGGAAAUAAAGAACCAGCGUCUUAUUUAAUUUAUAUAUAGGAGGCUCAAAAUGUGGAAACAAUGUCAAAACAUUAAGACUUCCUAAAACCAAAAAUAUACACGAUAAAUCAAUUGUUAGAGUAUGUUCAUGGUAUUAAUGAGGACAUAAGCAUCAGGCAUUUUUUCAGGUCACCACAGUUAACCUUGCGUGUGCCUGUCUGUGUUUAUCAACGUUAAUGACGUGAUGUCUUUCUGGGCUGACAUGUUGGUGAAGAAGAAGGUCGGAAGCUUUGACAGGCAGUGAGAGCACAUCUCAGUUAGACAGCAGAGCGGCUCAGAGCACAGCAACCACCGGACCGUGAUGGAGUCCUGCGUCAAGGGUACGCUGUGGAUGAUACUUGCCCUCUUCACUCUGCCUCUCUUUGAUUGCAACACGUUUUGCCCUAGAGGCUGUUUGUGCCAAUCUCAUGGUCACUUUUUGUGCAGUGACCGUGAUGGCAGAGAUUUGCUGCAGCAGCUGACUGUCGAUACAUACACUCUGCUGCUUGACAAGGGCAAUAUGAGUGUCCUCAGUGAGAAGAGUCUGGAAAAUAAAACUCUCCUGUUGCGCCUUGGGCUGACCAACAGCCACCUUCACACCAUCCAUCCCUUGGGCUUUCAUGCAGCUCCUCAGCUCAAGUCCAUCAAGCUGACAAACAAUGAUCUGUCUACUCUUCCUGCUCGGGUGUUCAGUCCUCUCUCUGUGGUCGAGGAGAUUUACUUAGAUGGAAACCAGCUUGAGAUCAUUGGUCCUGAUAUGUUUGAGGGCCUGGGCGGGUUGCUGGUUCUGGAUCUGAGCCGCAAUAAGAUUAGAGAUCUUCCUCCAGACAUGUUUGACGGACUAAGCAACCUCCUUCUUCUCAACCUUGGCAGGAACAACAUAAAGAAACUAUCGCCAACAAUUUUCCACACCCUGACUAAACUUCAGCGACUCAGGAUAUACUACAAUGAGUUGGAAGUGUUGGAACCGGGGAUUUUUGAUCGGCUCAAGAGCCUCAUUGUUCUGAAUCUCCAUCACAACCAGAUCAAAAGACUUCCACCUGGCAUUUUUUGGUCACUGGAGAAAAUGACAGAGCUCACCCUGUCCUACAACCAGCUGGAGGGUGUCCCACACAAGAGCUUCUACAACAUGCCAAAACUUAAAAAACUUACAAUUUACAGCAAUCCGCUGUUAUCUUUGCCAGACGAACUGAUGGGCCACAUGCCGUACAUUACACAAUUUUAUUUGUAUGAAACAAACCUCGUCACGGUUCCUGGAAACCUGUUUGCCAACAUGUCGGGACUGCUGGAGUUGAACUUGCAUGUAAAUGAGAAGUUGAGGUACUUACCACCAGAUCUCUUCUGCUGUCUUCCCAACCUUGUAAAGCUCUCCCUGAGAAACAACAGUCUUCGGGAUCUUCCUCCCAACCUUUUUUCCAAGCUAACCACACUGCAAAUACUCCUCCUCAACCAAAAUAAAUUGAGGACCCUACCAGAGAACAUUUUUCAGGACCUCACAUCACUUGUUACCAUCGAUUUGAGAAGCAACAGACUAAAUACACUUCCUGGAGAUAUUUUCUUGUCAAAUACAGCCUUAACAGCUGUUACCCUGAGUGACAACCCCUGGAGAUGUGAUUGUGCUAUAAGAGAAUUUUUAAGGUGGAUCAGAAAGAAUGAUAACAUUGUUCUUGACAAAGAUGAUGUGAUAUGUCACAGUCCAUUUUAUAAGUUGCUGCGAGGUCUCCACAGGCUGCCUGAUGACGAAUUCAGCUUUUGUGAUGAGAAAACAACGGAAAGUUUAUUUCUGACACAAACUGUCUCAUAUGAACCCACCCAAACAACAUAUUCCACUUCUGUCACUCCAACUACGGAAUCAACCACCUCAGAAACCACAACAUACUCAGCGAUGGUUUAUACCUCCAGCUCCAUUCAGGCUGAUGUAAUUCCCAUUGUCUCACCUGUUUUUCAUGAGAUAUUGGUGGUUGAACAGGGGCCUGAGUAUGUUCACCACAACAUCCACAAACGCUGGGUGUAUGUGUGGUUUCUGCCAUCCAGUUCGGCUUCGGUUGGAUCCAUAAUGUUUUGUUAUGUCCUUCUUUUAGUCGUGGGUUUAGUGCUCAUUCUCGCUGCCAUGUAUGGCAUGCAUCAUCUCGGCACAGCCAUGGACAAGAUAAGUGCUGAGUGUGCACAAAAUGAGGAGGACACCAUGUUAUCAGACUUGGUGCACGCUACUCCGAAGCUACAGAAACUGUUUAUCUCCCACAACAGACUGAUGUCUCUACCACAGGGGAUCUUUUGUAAUUUGCCUCUCCUCUUCCAAAUUUCCCUGUAUGAAAACAUGCUGAAUAGUCUGGGUCCAGGGAUCUUUGGGCCAAUGGUCCUGCAGGAGCUGUGGUUGUAUGACAACAAACUAAGCCGUGUGGACGAUGACACAUUCAGGAACCUGACUCACUUACGUCUUCUGGUUCUCAGUCGCAACCAGAUCAGCUAUGUGUCUGAAGGUGCCUUUAGAGGUUUGACACAACUCGGGGAGGUCUCCCUGCACUCCAAUCGACUCACAAGCCUUCAAGCCAGAACUUUUGAAGAACUGCCCAGUCUGGUCAACAUAUCUUUGGAGCACAAUUUCAUCACCUCCCUUCCAUCGGAUUUUCUGAAGCACCUGAACGACCUGGGAGAGAUAGACCUGCGGAACAACUCGCUUCCUAACUUGCCCCAGCACAAUCUAGAUUCACUUGCUAAAGCAAAGAAUGUCCUUUUACAGCAGAACCCCUGGAGGUGUGACAAGAAUAUUUUGCCUCUGAGGAACUGGCUCAAACUGUACCCAUCCAAGGUCAACCAAACCCUUGUGGUGUGUGAGACUCCUUUGAAUCUGCAGGGUGAGAUAAUAGCAAUGCUUGCAGAUGAGGAUCUCUUGCCUGUCAGCCCUUCUAAAGACCCUGUAUCGGCCUCAACUGAGAGGACGAGACCCCAUACAGAUCUCCCCAAACAAAGCUCAACGUCAGCUGAGGAAAUGAAACUGCGCUCAUAUAUGUUUCCUUAUGGGUCCAUCCCAGUUGCAAAAGUAUUAAGAAUGUCAAGAAUGUUGACUGGAGGGAUCAUCAUUUUCCUUUUAUCUUUACUGGUUGACUUUUCCGUUACUCAACCCGGACAACAAGACAAUCAGGAAGUCUAUGGCGUGUCUGCAACAGAAAUCCCCCGCACUGUGAGACCUGGUGUGACAGAGGUCUUCUUUGUGAACAGCCGGAUUCAUACAAUACCCAGUGGAGCUUUUGCUGGAAGUCCAGAGCUUGAGAAGGUGGAGUUUAUGGAGACAGAAACAAAUACUAUCGAGCUUGGAGCCUUUGAUGGUUUGGUAAAGCUCAAAAGUGUUGAGAUAUCCACUAAUCCGUUGAGGUCAGUGCCUGUAGGUUUGUUUAAAGACAACAGCAAUCUGGAGACAAUUACUCUAAAGUUUAACAAGCUUGUUCGACUUGAGAAAGGUUUGUUUGAUGGUCUAACAAACUUGGUAGAACUACAGCUACAUGGAAAUGAAAUUGAGUUCAUUGAAGACCAGACAUUUGACGAGCUUGUCAAUCUUAACAAGCUCAAUUUGGGUAAAAACAAUCUUACUUCAGUAUCCACAAGCUGGUUCUCAAAGCUGAAAAACCUGGCUGCUAUACGGCUAUAUGAAAAUCAGCUCACCACCAUUCCUGAGGAUCUCUUCAUGGAGUUACCAAACUUAGAGGAAAUAAGUCUGCAAGGAAACAGGAUCAGUGCGCUUUCUCCAAAUUUAUUUCCACAUAAAGGAAAGCUUAUUAAAUUGAUUUUGGACAGUAAUCUUCUGACCAGUUUGCCUGAAGAAUAUUUUGUUGGCUUCCCUAAGGUUAAAUUGUUGACCCUAAGAAAUAAUCAACUGACCAGCCUGCCGCCGGUGCUUUUUGGUGAAAUGCCUAAACUGACUGAACUGAGCCUCCAACAAAACAAUCUCAGCACGCUUCCUAAGGGAAUCUUCAGCUCCUUGAAGAAAGUUAAGAAGCUGGAUCUCUCCAAAAAUCAUUUUGUGAACUUGUCUCCUGAUUACUUUGAAGGACCUGAGAAGCUCACUGAGAUUAACGUCCAAGGCAACAUGAUAAAUUCAUUGGAUGCACAACUAUUUGAAAAUCUUGAAUAUUUGACCACAAUCAAGCUAGCCAACAAUGACCUUCAGACACUUUCUGGGGAUGUUUUUGACUCUUUGACUAAACUCAAAAAACUCGACCUUAGUAACAAUCCAUGGCAAUGUGACUGCAAUCUGAUAGAUUUUUAUCACUGGAUAAAAACCAAUGCCGAUAAGCUCACACCGAAGGUGCACUGUGAGUAUCCAGAACAUCUGAAAGGACAGGAAAUCACAUUGUUAAACGAGGAUCAGUUAGUUUGCCCCACUCUCCCACCCACUACCACCACCUUACCGACCACAAUACCAACAACAGUCCAAACAACAAAACCGACAACCACUCUCACUACCACCACACUGCGCACUACAACAUCCACCACCACUUUACCCACCACCACACCCACAACAACAACCACAACUACGAUGCCAGCAACUACUCCUACUUCCACCACAGUACCAACAACUACAUCAACGACAACUGAGAGUACAGUCAUGACAACGAGCCCCACGACUAUCGCCACGACAACAGUUCCAACGACCACAACAAUGAUCACAACAACCAUGAUGACAACCACUCCAACCACAACCCCCACCUCAACAACUACACCCACAACAACUACCCCUACCACUACGACAACUGCACCCACCACCACCCUUACAACUGCCCUGACAACAACUACACCUUUAACAACUAAACAAACAACUACUAUAACAACAACAACACUCAUGACAACCACCACAUUCACAACUACACAAUCUACCAUGAUGACUACUCUACCAACCACAACUACACUUACACCUACCACCAAAGUGACCACAUCUAUACCCAGGACAGCAAAACCCACAACGACCACACUCCGGACAACCCUUCCAACAACAACCCAACCAGAGACUCCUACUACAUCAACUCCUUUUGUAAACUAUACUUGUAUUCCAGAACCAAAACUGUCCUACGUUCAUCACAUCAGUAGAAAAGUUCAAGAUUGCAAAAUGUGGACGAUGAUCUACACCUCACUGCUUGUGGUUGAGAUCACCUGCUCGCUGGUGCUGGCUAAGUUCACCAUUUCUCUUUAUCGGCUGUUGCAGCGCAGAGAAAGAAUGAACCACAGACCCAUCAAGCUCACUCACUUUUCCUACAGAAGAGAAGUGAUCCUGAAGCCUGUGCAGGAGGCAGAAACCCAUCGUCUUCUGCGAUCACUAUGAUAAUCAAUAAGCCAGCAGAGGUCAUUUGACUCAACAGAGCCUCAUUAAACCUGCUGUAACCUGCUCCUUAACUCUUUGUCCAGCUGGAGAUUAGUAGUGAUUCCUCACAAAAUUUUGAAGUGAUUGCUCCUUUAAAGGUGUCUCAAGUUGAUUUCCAAUGUUUCAUGUUUCAUGUUUAUUGCUCUCCUUUGGUUAAAAAAAAUAUUUUGAAUAUCUUGACUUUUUAUGUAUAAUAAUUUGGUGAGUUGUGGAUAAUUUCUGCUUUUUUAUUUUAUAUACUUAAUUAUCUAAUAUUAUUACCUUGUUCUUGUCAUAUUACUGUAAAUGACUGAAUUUAAAUCUGCAUUAAAUCUGCAAUGUAAAAAAAAAUCGCUUUGAUUGUCUAUAAAUUAUUUAAACAAAUAUUGGAUUUGUGGAAAUAUAAAUAUGGGAAACAAAGAUUUUGCUCCAGGGCACAUUCUUUAAACUCAAUGGUAAUGUUCUUUGAAUCUAUAGCAACACAAAUACUCAUUUCCUACGACUAUUUAAGUGGUGAUUUUCCUCUUAUUUUAUAACAGUGAUGUAAAAUUAAAUGGGAAAAUCUUGGAGUAAAAAUAUAACAUCAACAGAAUCUAUUUUUGGACAGCACUAAUAUUAUGCUGAUGUCAACACAGCCGCAUUAUAAACAGCAAGUCAUUUGUGGAGAACAUGUUCAGUGUUGGAACAGGAAAUCUGGAUAACCGCCACUAGAGGGUAGCUUUGAGUUAAAAACAGAGUCUGACUUUUCCACCUAAAACCUUCUUAUAAUGUCAAAACCUUCAUAAUGCUCCCCGUUAUAAUGGCAGGUUCUGCUUUAAAUUAACCAAUGCAGACAAGAUAUCUAAGCAGGAAGGAAAUAAAUUGUUUAUAUUUAAUGAGCUUCAAACAAGUCUGUUUGAAACAUGACAACUUGCACAAUUAUCUCUGCAGUUACGGAGCAGUUCUGAAUAAAAAGAAAAAAAAUGCUGUAAAGUUGUGCCUCCAGCUCAGAAAAGUGAUUUAAAGAGAUUGAAUUGGGCUAACAUAGAUGUGCUUUAUCAAGUGUAACUCAGUGCUUUUCUGUAAGACAAACAGAAACAGAAAGAAAUGACUCAGUUACAUCAGACGUGGGAGAUCGGAUACUGAAGAG
Messenger RNA from Poecilia latipinna (sailfin molly), 6543 nucleotides. RefSeq lists its product as uncharacterized. Gene Ontology annotation, cellular component: plasma membrane. The transcript is spliced from 5 exons. Bases 405 to 5396 code for a protein of 1663 amino acids. Lineage: Eukaryota; Metazoa; Chordata; Actinopteri; Cyprinodontiformes; Poeciliidae. The record is from RefSeq and is a predicted model, not a curated record. Gene Ontology annotation, molecular function: protein binding.